AGGCUCAUGGACGACACAGAACAGCACCUGACUCGAAUGGAGCAGGACAUGAAGGACAGAGUCCAGCACUUCAUCGCCACGCUGCGAGCGUUAACUCGCACUCAGUGUGACACCAACGUGUCUGCGAUCCAGAAGAACAUCUCCAGGAUCGGUCAGGACCAGGCCCGUCUGCAGGAAGUCCGCUGCGGCAUCGAAGGCCUCCUGCAUGAGAGCGACCCGUUCCGCUUCAUCGAGACAUAUAAGACAACUGGAAAACAGUGCCGCCGGCAGCUGAAGAAGGACAUGUUCUACCCGGAGUACGUGGAAGUGGAGACGGAGAUUCUUGGAAUAAAGAUGGAGGAGGAGAUGGAGAAAUUCCUGGAUGAAUUUCCCUGUCAGAUUGUUACCACCAUCAAUUUAAUGUGUCAACUGUCAGAUCCUGAGGAAGAGGAGGAGCAUGAAGAUAACGAGGAAGCAGCUCCCGAGGACGACAGUGAUGAUGAAGACGACGACCUCGACGACAGCAGCGAGGAGGAAAUGAGGAGUGAAGGCGAGGAGGAGGAAGAGGAGGAGGAGGAGGAGGAGGAGGAGGAGGGGCUAGGUGAUCAAACUGCCGAUUGA
Austrofundulus limnaeus is the source of this 600-nucleotide messenger RNA. Its product is annotated as E3 ubiquitin/ISG15 ligase TRIM25. The record is from RefSeq and is a predicted model, not a curated record. Lineage: Eukaryota; Metazoa; Chordata; Actinopteri; Cyprinodontiformes; Rivulidae. Gene Ontology annotation, molecular function: zinc ion binding.